UGCUGGGUCGCACCUGACUUUUAUCACCCUUCAAAUAUCAUCACUCCGGCAAUUUUGUUCCUCUUCUUUCUCUGUUGUUCUCUUUUUCUUCAUCUUCUUGUUUAGGGCACGCAAGAUCUUUGUUUCUCAACCAGACAUCUCGCCGAUCUGCUAUUCAGGCUGUUAUCGUUAGCAAUAAAGCUUUCAAAUAGCUUCUCUAUCUUCUGGCUCCCCAAAAGCUGGAACAACAGCUGUUUUGACGAAGGAAUGAAAUUUGCAUAGUUCUUUUUACACCCACCGCAUGCCAUGUCGGGUUUACUUAAUUCAUCUCUUAAUGGAUCAGCUUCGAAUGUUCCAGAUGGAGCUGGGCGAUCUUUUGCUACCUCAUUUUCUGGUCAAUCUGGCGCAGCCUCCCCUGUUUUUCAUCACUCUGGAACUAUGCAAGGGUUGCAUAACAUUCAUGGAAGCUUCAAUAUUCAGAACAUGUCAGGUGCACUAGCUUUGAGAAAUUCAACGAUUAAUAAUGUUCCAUCUGGUGGGGUGCAGCAACCUACUGGAACACUUUCCAGUGGGCGUUAUGCUGCAUCAAACAACCUUCCUGUUGCUCUCUCACAGUUGUCUCAUGGCGGCUCUCAUGGGCAUUUAGGAGUUGCAAAUAGAGGAGGUAUAAGUGUUGUAGGAAAUCCUGGAUUUAGUAGCAGCACAAAUGCAGUUGGUGGUUCUAUCCCUGGGAUUCUGUCUAGUUCUGCUGGUAUUGGUAAUCGAAAUACUGUUCCAGGGUUGGGUGUAUCUCCAAUUUUGGGAAAUUCAGGUCCUCGGAUCACAAGUUCAAUGGGAAAUAUGGUAAGUGGAGGCAACAUAGGAAGGAGUAUAACUUCUGGUGGGGGAUUGUCAUUACCUGGUCUUUCUUCUCGUCUAAACCUUGGUGCUAAUAGUGGAUCUGGAAGUUUAUCUGUGCAAGGACAAAACCGUUUAAUGAGUGGUGUGCUUCCACAAGGAUCUCAACAGGUCAUUUCUAUGUUGGGUAAUUCUUAUCCUAGCGCCGGAGGUCCCCUUUCCCAAAAUCAUAUGCAGAGCGUGAAUAGUCUCAGUUCUCUGGGGAUGUUGAAUGAUGUGAAUGCUAAUGACAAUUCUCCUUUUGAUAUCAACGAUUUCCCUCAGUUGACUAGUCGUCCAAGUUCUGCAGGAGGGCCUCAAGGGCAAUUAAGCUCGCUGAGAAAACAAGGCCUUAGUCCUAUUGUCCAACAAAACCAGGAGUUCAGCAUUCAGAAUGAAGAUUUUCCAGCGUUACCUAGAUUUAAAGGUGGGAAUGCUGAUUAUGGCAUGGAUAUGCAUCAGACAGAACAACAUGAAAAUUCUGUGCCUAUGAUGCAGUCGCAGCAGUUCUCUAUUGGAAGGUCUGCUGGAUUUAGCUUAGGGAGUACAUAUACACAUCGACCCCAGCAGCAGCAACAGCAUUCUUCAGCAGUUAGUAACAGCACGGUCUCCUUUUCACCUGCAAAUAAUCAAGAUCUCCUUCAUUUGCACGGAUCAGAUAUAUUUCCGUCAUCACAUACUACAUCCUACCACCAGCAGUCUAGUGGCCCUCCUGGUAUUGGUUUAAGACCUAUGAGCUCUCCUAAUUCAGCUUCUGGAAUGGGUUAUGACCAACUUAUCCAGCAAUAUCAACAGCACCACGGUCAAUCUCAAUUCCGAUUCAAAAGUAUGUCUGGUGUUAAUCAGUCAUUUAGGGAUCAGGGCCUUAAAUCUAUGCAGACAGCUCAAUCUUCUCCCGAUCCAUUUGGUUUACUUGGUUUGUUAAGUGUAAUAAGGCUGAGUGAUCCUGAUCUAGCAUCCCUCGCACUGGGGAUUGAUUUGACCACGUUAGGUUUAAAUUUGAAUUCAGCAGAGAAUCUUCAUAAGACAUUUGGCUCCCCAUGGUCUGAUGAGCCUGCUAAGGGUGAUCCAGAUUUCAAUGUACCGCAGUGCUAUCUUAUUAAACCACCGCCUACACUACAUGUGAGGUUCUUCACCUUUCAUAUAUCCCCCUUCUAGUCUUUGUGA
Cucurbita maxima (winter squash) is the source of this 2022-nucleotide messenger RNA. Its product is annotated as probable NOT transcription complex subunit VIP2. NCBI's taxonomy places the organism in Eukaryota, Viridiplantae, Streptophyta, Magnoliopsida, Cucurbitales, Cucurbitaceae. Gene Ontology annotation, biological process: nuclear-transcribed mRNA poly(A) tail shortening. Gene Ontology annotation, cellular component: P-body; CCR4-NOT core complex. Bases 286 to 2013 code for a protein of 575 amino acids. The record is from RefSeq and is a predicted model, not a curated record. The transcript has 10 exons.